UUCACACGGCCGUCCAUAACACAUAAAAAUCAUCUGUUCCGUGCCGAAAUAUAGGAAAUAAUCGCGUAAACGAGGAUAAUGACGCGAGUAGGUGGGGCCGCUCCGAAGACGCCCCUCUAGCUUUUUUUUUCUCGACGUCUGGGCGGCGCGAAGAGAACGCCUCACGUCCCACGCGCGCAACGCACCGACAUGCGCGACCGAACACGGGCGCUAUACAAACCGACGGCAACGCGCCGACGGUACACCGACUAAAACGUAAACAAACAAUAAAAUGCGAAUAAAAAACACGCGACAAACAUACACUAAAUACAAAAAAACGACGCGAGAACCCCUAGUUGCAGCGACAUAUAAAUAUCAACGAAGUUCAUACAAUAAAUUCUAAAACUCACGUUCUACAUUCCAGUUUGAAGCAAACAAUAACAUUUGAACUCGUUUUCGGACAUGUUUUGACGUUCAGUGACAGAAACAAACUAGUGUGUUGUGUCAAUUUUCGCGGUAAAAGUGACAAGUUGUAACGAUGAACCCGCGAAAAGAGGACCUAGUGUUACCAACAUGAAAAAACUUCGUGUUUUCAUUGGAAAUAACAGAAUGCAAAGGACAGUUCAUGCAGCGAUACUUUUCUUAUUGGUAUUUUUGUUGAAUAUAGCGAGUUCCCGAGACAACAUGCUGCCAACACACGUGAAGUUGAGCUCAUCGCUCACCUGUCGGCUCGUGGGCGGAUUGACCAGAGAACAAAGAUCCGUCUGCCACCAAGCACCCGAUACUGUCGCCAUAGCCUUCGAAGGUCUACAAUUAGCGGUCAAGGAAUGCCAGCAUCAGUUCCGUUGGCACAGGUGGAACUGUUCCAGCCUUAUGACCAAGAGCAGUAAUCCUCAUAGCAGUUCUAUUAUGAAAAGAGGAUUCCGUGAGACAUCAUUCCUCUACGCUCUUACAGCAGCAGGAGUGGCGCACUCCAUAGCUCGCGCUUGCGCACAAGGCCGCUUGAUAUCUUGUGGCUGCGAUCCUUUAGGAUAUCGAGCCUCACAUGACCCCCGCGGCAGAGCGAAGGUUGACAAAUGGGAGUGGAGUGGGUGUUCACAUAACUUGGCUUAUGGCAUCGAGUUCUCUAAGAAGUUCCUUGAUGUACGGGAGCAGGUGGACGACUUACAGUCCAAGAUCAACGUACAUAACAAUAAUGCUGGGAGAUCGAUUCUGUCAUCCCAUAUGGAGGUGCGAUGCAAAUGCCAUGGGUUGUCAGGUAGCUGUCAGCUUAGGACGUGCUGGAGAGCCACGCCUGACUUCAGAGCUGUAGCAUCUACCAUCAAACGACAGUAUAGAAAGGCGUUAAUGGUAGCUCAAGAGGAGUUAAAUAAUAGUCCCUCAGUUCUGAGAGGUAGACCCAGAGGCAAGAGGCGAGGGAAGGCGCGACCUGCUCCGAAGACCAGCCUGCUGUUCUUUGAGAGAUCACCAAGUUUCUGCGACGUGAACCCUAGAACGGACUCAGCUGGUACAUCAGGUCGGGUCUGUCGCAUCGGUCGGACGACAAGGACGGGAUCCUGUGACCUGCUCUGUUGCGGACGAGGUCAUGCCUUGAUCAGGAAGUCUAGUAUAAAACCUUGUAAUUGCACCUUCCAUUGGUGCUGCAGAGUCGACUGCGAAAGAUGUCGUGACGACAAAUGGAUUGCGAUUUGUAAGUAGUGCUGUAGUAAUGGCGCAAUGCAAUGAGGAUUUCUCAUUGGAGACUAAAUGGCCUAAAUGGUCCAAUGGGGAGGUGUUCUAUGUUAUAAACGAAGGCGGGAGUGAGGACUAAACUAAUUGUUAUCCGAAACUUACUUGACAUUGAAUUUAAUGUGAUUUUGGUAAGUUGAAGCUAAUUCUUCAUUCUUUUAAAAACGCUUUACUAUCACUAAUUUAAUCCUCUUUAAUUCUUCCUUAGAUUUUUAUUCUUAUUGUAAAGUUAUAAGAUUGAAAAUCGUGUAAGAUCUGCUCCACGGCGCUUUCGCUUAUGACAUAUGUACGUAGGGUAUUAAAAAAAGGUACUUAUUUAAACGCCUAAACUUAUCUCAAUACAUGUCUUCUACAUUACAAUGAAACUUAACUGUAAAGUACUCGUAGAAUGAAUAUUUCGAUAUUGAAACCAUUCCUUUAUGUACCUACAUUCCAUUAGCAAGUAACUUGUAUAUUUAUUGCGAAUAUGAAUUACCAAAUAAACGAUAUUACUUAUUUAAUUAAUUUAACACAGUUCAUAAUUUAAAAGUUAUACUUAAGUAUUGUAAGCAAGUAUAAAAAAUUAUGUAAUUGUAAUAAGCAUAGCAUCAAUCUUUUUAUCUGAAGGGGUAGGUAGGGGUAGG
Molecule: messenger RNA, 2330 nt
Organism: Spodoptera litura
Lineage: Eukaryota; Metazoa; Arthropoda; Insecta; Lepidoptera; Noctuidae
Gene: Wnt10
Product: Wnt oncogene analog 10
Biological process (GO): canonical Wnt signaling pathway; multicellular organism development; cell fate commitment
Cellular component (GO): extracellular region
Molecular function (GO): frizzled binding; cytokine activity
Source: RefSeq, a predicted model, not a curated record